AUGGAAAUUAGUACAAUACUAAAAAAUGUAAGUAAAGAUAUUUCUGAUAAAUCUAUUGCUAGUGAUUGUAUGUUUGGUAAGAGGUAUGACUGUACUUUAUUUGGUGAACGAGUUACUGUUGAAGAAACUAUAAAAGAUCAAUGGGAUGUUAAUGAUAUUCAAAGGAUAUUUAAAGUACUUUCUUUUGUAAGAGAAAAAGGAUGCAAUCAUAUUGUACAACCAAUGGGAUAUACUGUUAAAGAUAAAUCAUUAAAUAUUUAUGGAAUUGUUCAUCAAAAGUUUGUAUGUAAUUUAGAAGAGUUUUUAUUUCAAAGAGAAAAAACACUUUUUAAGAAUAUAACACUAACAGUCCCAUUGAAAUAUAAUAUCGCUAUUCAAUGCUCAGAGGCAUUAUAUAUCUUUCAUAACCUUGGUUAUGUUCACAAAAGAAUUGAAUUAAAAUCAUUUUUUAUCUUGAUAAAAAUAUGA
This is a messenger RNA of Entamoeba dispar SAW760, 468 nucleotides long. RefSeq lists its product as uncharacterized. The coding region runs from base 1 to 468 and encodes 155 amino acids. The transcript has a single exon. The record is from RefSeq and is a predicted model, not a curated record. Lineage: Eukaryota; Evosea; Mastigamoebida; Endamoebidae.